Messenger RNA from Sorex araneus (European shrew), 2762 nucleotides. RefSeq names its product melanoma cell adhesion molecule (gene MCAM). Gene Ontology annotation, cellular component: plasma membrane. The record is from RefSeq and is a predicted model, not a curated record. NCBI's taxonomy places the organism in Eukaryota, Metazoa, Chordata, Mammalia, Eulipotyphla, Soricidae. Gene Ontology annotation, biological process: angiogenesis. Bases 159 to 2081 code for a protein of 640 amino acids. The transcript has 16 exons.
GGGCUCUGCGGCGCCGGGUCCGCCCCAGGGCUGCGGGGCGGGGGCGGGGGGCUGCGCGGGGCGGGGCGGGGCGCCCGGGCCCCCUCCCCCGCCCCCCUGACGUCAGCCCCCGGCCGCGCGAGGCUCCCUCACUCGGCUCGGGCGCUCGCACGGGGAACAUGGGGCGCCCGGGGUUGGCCUGCGCGCUGCUGCUCGCCCUGUGCUGCUGCCGCUGCCGCCGCGCUGCGGGUGUGCCCGGAGAGGCGGCGGUGCCCGAGCCGGAGCUGGUGGAGGCGGAGGUGGGCAGCACGGCCCUGCUGCUGUGCGGCCCCUCGCACGCCCCCGGCAACACCAGCCACGCUGACUGGUUCUCCGUCCACAAGGAGAAGCAGACGCCCAUCUUCCGGGUGCGCCAGGGCCAGGGCCAGAGCGAGCCCGGCGAGUACCAGCACCGGCUCAGCCUGCAGGGCAGGGGCGCCGCGCUGGUCCUGAGCCACGUCACGCCGCAUGACGAGCGCGUGUUUCUGUGUCAGGGCAGGCGCCCCCGCUCCCAGGAGCACCGCAUCCAGCUGCGGGUGUACAAAGCCCCCGAGGAGCCCAGCAUCCAGGUCAAUGACGUGGGCAUUUCCAUCAACAGUGAGGAGCCUGAGGAGGUGGCCACCUGUGUGGGCAGGAACGGGUACCCUGUGCCCCAAGUUGUCUGGUAUAAGAACGGCCAUCCCCUGAAGGAGGAGAAGAACCGGGUGCACGUGCAGUCCUCCCAGGUGGCCGAGUCCAGCGGUCUGUACACACUGCGCAGCGUCCUGAAGGCCCGGCUGGGGAAGGAGGACCGUGAUGCGCGCUUCUACUGCGAGCUGAGCUACCGCAUGCCCAACGGGUACCGCAUGAAAGAGUCCAAGGAGGUCAUGGUGCCCGUCUUCUACCCAGCAGAGAAAGUGUGGCUGGAAGUGGAGCCCGAGGGGCUGCUGAAGGAAGGGGACCGAGUGCAGAUCCGGUGUGUGGCCGACGGCAACCCCCAGCCGCACUUCAGCAUCAGUUGGAAGAACCUCAGCACCGCAGAGAUGGAGGAGCAGUCGACGGAGGACAACGGGGUCCUGGUGCUAGAGCCCGCACAGAGGGAGCACAGUGGGCUCUAUCAGUGCCAGGGCCUGGACCUGGAGACCACAGACUCGCUGCAGAGUGACCCCCAGGAGCUACUGGUCAACUAUGUAUCUGAUGUCCACGUGGGCCCCCCGGCUCCUGUGAGCGAGGAGGGCGGCAGCCUCAACCUGAGCUGCGAGGCCGAGAGUAACCAGGCCCUGGAGUUCCGGUGGCUCCGAGAGAAGACAGGCCAGGUGCUGGUGGAGGGGCCUGUGCUCCAGCUCCAUCACCUGAAUCGAGAGGCCGGGGGCGGCUACCGCUGUGUGGCCUCGGCGCCCAGCGUCCCCGGCCUGAACGGCACCCGCUUGGUCAACGUGACUGUUUCCGGCUCCCCGUGGAUGGCGUGGAAGGAGAUGAGAAUGCGGGUGAAGGAGAACGCGGCCCUAAACCUGUCCUGCGAGGCAUGGGGACAUCCCCGGCCCAAUAUCUCCUGGACCGUGGAGGGCCUGGUCAGUGAAGCCGACCAAGGUCCCCAGAGCGUGGUGAGCACCCUGAGUGUCCUCGUGACCCCGGAGCUGCUGGAGACGGGCGUGGAGUGUGUGGCGGCCAAUGCCCUAGGCCAGAACUCCACUGUCAUUUUCCUGGAGCUGGCCACCAACACAACCCCAGACUUCAUCCCGGCCACUGCUGGUCCCCAUGCCAGAGCCAACAGCACGUCCCCAGAGAAGAAGCUGACGCCACCGCCCGAGAGCAAGGGUGUGGUCAUCGUGGCGGUGACCGUGUGCGUGCUGGUGCUGGCUGUGCUGGGGGCCACGCUCUAUUACUGCUACAAGAAGGGCCGGCUGCCGUGCGGGCGCUCGGGCAAGCAGGAGAUCACGCUGCCCCCGCCUCGUAAGAGUGAAUUUGUAGUUGAAGUUAAGUCAGAUAAGCUCCCCGAAGAGAUGGGCCUCCUGCAGGGCGGCAGCCAAGACAAGAGGGCUCCAGGAGACCAGGGAGAGAAAUACAUCGAUCUGAAGCACUAGCGGAGGACUUCAGGGAUCGAUGUGCCCUUCGCUGCCUGGAACAUUUCUGCUCCCCGCUUCCCGCACUCAGGCUGGCCGCCAAGCCAAACACUGGUCCAGGGAAGCUUCAGCUCCUGCCCGAGGCCCCUCCCGGGCACCAGCCCUCCACGUCUCAGGUUCCUGCGUGAAGCUGCAGAACACAUGUCCCCAGGGCCGGCUCACGGAAGCCUGGGGGACUCGGUCGGGUAGCCCCUUCGGUAGCAGCAGCUGCCCUGCCUCUGGGGACACUCCUUUCUCAGGACCAAAGCCAGGAACUGGGGUCAUCCCUGAGAAGUCGCUGUCCCAUCAGAGGACGCUCGAAGGCUCUAGGCCAGACAGGGUCACCGAGCCCCGCCUUCUCCUGGGUCCGGGUCCACCGCCCAAGACCAUAUUAAGACUGACAGGUGGUGGGGGGGAGGCAGGGGACAGAGGCCGGGACUCUCCUUCCUGGGAUUAAGGCUCUUGUCAUAGCAGCCGGAAAUUCUACAAGCUGGCCUGGCCUGCACCAUGGCACACAGGCCCAGUGGCGGUGUGGUACCCAGGGGAGUGUUAUCUGUAUGUAUGUGUGUGUAUAUAUGAUGGUGUUAGGUUGUGUAAAUUGUUUCCUUUUUAUAUAUAUAUAUUAUAUAUAUAUAAAUGAAAAAUAAAGCUUACUGUCCCAGA